Maniola jurtina (meadow brown) is the source of this 914-nucleotide messenger RNA. Its product is annotated as cuticle protein 64-like. Bases 42 to 746 code for a protein of 234 amino acids. The record is from RefSeq and is a predicted model, not a curated record. Lineage: Eukaryota; Metazoa; Arthropoda; Insecta; Lepidoptera; Nymphalidae. The transcript is spliced from 2 exons.
CAGCAAUCAGUAGCCCACGAGCAGUCUAACAGAAGUGCACGAUGAGAUUUCUGAUUGUAGCCACCGCCGUCCUCGCCUGCGCAGCAGCAGCACCAUCCUAUGGCUAUGCCGGACUUGGCCAUGGCGGUCUCGCCCUCGGCCACGGUGGUCUGGGCUAUGGCGCGGGUUUGGCUGUCGCCGCCCCGUUAGCCGUCGGCCACGCCGUCGCCCCCACCAUCCCCCCCGGUGACAUCCAGGGCGCCGCCAUCGACGCUCACGUCACCGUUUCCGACCACGCCCGCGCUUCAGUCGACGCUGCCCGCGAAUGGCACGACCAGGCUUCGGAAGUCCAGGGUCAGGCCGUCAACGCUGCUGAAGACCACGCAUGGCAAUCCGUCAACGCCGCCCAGACCGCUCAAGCCCAGAUCGACGGUGCCGCCGCUGGAGUCGCUCCCGUGGUAGCUCGUCAAUUGGCCGGACAUGGCGCGUACGCCGGUCUGGCCGCUGGUCACGGUCUGGCCGCCGGUUACGGCGCUGGUCUCGCCGCUGGUCACGGUAUCGCCGCCGGUUACGGCGCUGGUCUGGCCGCUGGUCACGGCGUCGCCGGAUACGGAGCCUACGCCGCCCCCGGCCUCAUCGCCGGAGGUUCCCACUCAGUAGCCACCUCAUCCCUAUCUCAGACCCACCCAGCCCCCAUCGUCCACGCUCCCGUCGCGUACGCCUCACAUGGAGCCUACGGCGGUCAUGGACUCGCGCACGGAUGGUAAAUACUGUGAUAGGAAUAGGCCAAAAAAUCUCUUUGUAAUACUCAAUCUCUAUAAUAAAUAAGUAAUUGUUCGGAAUGUAACUUAUAUUGUGAAUAAAGAUAAAAAAAAUGUACAGAUGCAAUAGAGGCGAGGAUGUGUGUGAAUAAACGGACGUAACUUAUAAAUCUA